Rhagoletis zephyria (snowberry fruit fly) is the source of this 6440-nucleotide messenger RNA. RefSeq lists its product as uncharacterized. NCBI's taxonomy places the organism in Eukaryota, Metazoa, Arthropoda, Insecta, Diptera, Tephritidae. The record is from RefSeq and is a predicted model, not a curated record.
UCAGAAAAGUUUUGGGCGACGGCGAGUACACACGACGAUCUGCUAUAGUACGGCAUGAAUCGGUUGGCGAUCGGUUGGUUUUGAAACGUUAAAGCGAGCCCAUCUAUACCCUAAACGGUGGGUAUGUAGCGGUGUGUUUGAAUGGAUAUUGACUACAGUGGGCAGUGAGUGAUAGGCGAAAUGGUGUGGUUUCAAAAAAAAUAAAACAAAAAAAUAAAAAUAAAAAUAAAAAUAAAAAUAAAGAAAAAUGUAUGAUAAAACUGAAAGAGUGAAAUUAAAAGGUAAAAAAGUGAAGCAGUGAAAAUUUACUUAGCAGUAAAAAGCGUUUACACAACACUUUUGCGCUGCAAUCGCACGAAAAUGGGCAAUGAAUUCAGUUUGAAAAAAAAAAUUAUUUUUAAAAUAGAUCACUUAAAAAAAAAAACUUGGCAGUAAUUUAAGCAAAACAUCAGCUAGAUAUAGUUCAUAACUGGAAAAUCGUGUAGUAUGUCGUGAAAAAGUCGGGGUUGUACAUAUGUAGCGAAGAUAUCACACACAUAUAUUGCAUACAUACAUACAUACAUACAUACCUAAACAUCUAGCAAACGCAACUAAUGGAAAAAUUGCCGGAUCGUCCGUUAUCCGCGCGCUCCCUUCCGCUAACGCCCAACGCCGCGCACAUCACACCAACACAACCACAAACAACUUCAUCGAAAUCCUCAUCACGCCGCACCUCGGGCACAUAUGCGUAUGAAACAUUGCCAUCACCACCACCAGAUCCACGUCAGAGCGAUAACAUUUUUCAAUUUCCACCCAAAACCAAAGAAAAUCUGCCAGCUGGCUACCACACGCUCUUCAACUACGUCGAAAGCGAAGAGGAAUUUUAUAAAACACUCAACAAAAUCAUAGCGAACGAUUGCAAGGCGGCGGCGGCACAUGAGACGGACAGACAACAACAGCGGCAAGCGCAACAACAACUCAGACAACAGCAAGCCCAACAACAGCAACAACAAACGCAACACCAUGACGGAGAGCAGCCGCGUUGCGCCUACUGUCAGCACAUGCGACAGGAAUGCAUUCUGUUCAUCGAUCCGUUGCAGAGCCGCUUGGGUAGCAGUUUGUCUGCACUGUUGGCAGCCCAGGGCGCCGUGGAGCAAUUAUCGCGCCUCUACGCAUUGUGGGAUAAGUACCUGGAUGAGGCGGCAAAGUGGCGGCGACAGCGGGAAUGUCUCAAUUACGUAAAUCUGCUCAACGAAAAGAUGGAAAACGCCAAAGAGGCGCGCAGUAAGCGACUACAACAAGUGCGUUUGCAACAACAACAACAACAACAGCCGCAGCAACAGCAACAGCAACACCAGCAGCAGCAUGAGCGCGAUCAAGAUCAGUACUCAGACACAGAGGCGGAUGUGGAACAAUCGAUCGCGCUCAUCGAAUCAAUAUUGGGCGAGUCCGCAACGACGCCAGCUCCCGCGACACCGGCCACUUCGUCGCUCAGUUUCGGCAGUUUCAGCGCUUUUGGAGGCGGCAGCUAUGGUGGCAGUAAUCCCUCUUCCAUUAAACGAGGCGCUCUCAAACAGCAACGCCAGCGCAGCAAAUCGAUGAUGAUUGACGAUAUGGCAUGCACAUCUGUGGCGUCGCUUGGCGUUAAAGCGGACCAUGAACGCGACUCGAAAAGCUCAAGCGCCUUGCCGCACAUGCUGCGGCGUCAAAGUACCUACAGUGAGGGCAAAUCGAAGGUUUCAAAGUGGACGAAGGUCAAGGCUGCGUUCAAGUGGGAGCGUGCCAAUGUGCCGGCGCUAGCCGAAGGCGUAGGAACUGGUGGCAUAAUCGUUUAUAAUGCUGUGCCCAAGGAGCACGUGUCGCAUAGUGUGGGUUUGUCGCCGGUAAACAACGAAGUUGCGAGAUAUUUGCGAGUGCCAUCAUUGCCUUGCCCCGCCGGCGGUGGUGGUAGCUCGGCUGAUAGCAUACUGAGCUCAUCAUCGGGGCAUCUGCUAAGUGAAGCUGGUACGCCGGGCACAAUCAGUUCGGCGAGUUCAAUGGACGAUAUUGAUAGCAGCUGUCGCAGCACGCUGAGAAGAGAUUCCACCAAGAGCGAAAGUCGUGUGGUUGGGCAUAGUCAAUCGUCUCUAUUGGAACAUUCAAAAACCGAUGAUGCCGAAACAUUGCAGCCACCAUCGAAGAACGAUGGCAACACGCGUACGCUUACAUCGAAAAAAUCCUCCUCAAUCAAAUCUUUGCGUAAAAAUAAGAAUCUUACUGACUUUGAGGCACUGCCAGAAGAUGUAGUCGUUGAACUGAAAGGCACAACAUCCCGUCGCACAAAACCACCACCAAGUCCACUAAAUCUUAACCUCAAACAGGAGCUUACCGACUCGGAUUUCUCUUACUCACCCUACUCACUGAAAAGCCCCAAAGAUGGCACACAGUCAUUGAAUCGCUCGAAGAAAAUCAAUUCGCCGGGUAAUUCAUCGGUGCCAAGCAGCCCUUCGCGACACUCGGACUUUUUUUGUGAAUUCGAAAGUGAAGAUUUAUCUAGUGGUGAUUUUUCCGAACCUACCACGCCGAAUCACAUGACAUCGCACAAGUCGUUUCUUGACGAAAAGAAUGAAAUCAAUCAACGUUAUCAGAUGCUACGUGCCAAAUUUGACAUGGAAUUCGAAGCGAAACGUCGCGAAUGGGAUAAAAUGAAAGCCAAUACUAACGCAUGUAGAGCGAUAGCCUUAAUCACGCCCCCAAAACCAGAAGAGCAUCCGCAACAUCCAGUCUUUAAUAAUAACCUCUCAGCUAAACUCUUGGAAGAAAAUCUAACACCGGACUUUAAGAAGAAACUACGCAAAUGGCGCGUGAAAAAACAAAUCUCAGUCAGCGGCGGGCAUUCAACGCAAAUCUCGCCGACAUCGCCGGUGCGCGAGUGUCCUUCAGAUUCAAAGCCGAAAAUCGAUUGGAACCUGUGGAAAACCGGCCAGUUGAAGUUGGAGGGACAAGGUCUAACACCGUUGCCUGAUCAGAAGAACUUGCCAGAGGACUUUCAAAAGAAGUUGGAGCAAUGGAAUAAACUCAAACAAAGUGGUGGCACAAGCAAUAUUCCUAGCGGUCAGGAUUCCAUAAAACGUUCCAGUAAACUUACUGAUAGCGUGAAGAAAACUGUUGAAAAUAAGCCACACGAUAAGGAUAAACUCGAGAAACUAGCCAAACUCAAAGCGAUCGUAACCGAUCAUCCGGCCAAGGAAAUCAAGGUACAGACCUCAGAAGGUGUUAUGAAGUUCGAGGGCAUAUCACGCAAAUUCACACGCAAACUGUACGAAUGGGAGAAGGCACGUGGCAUAGGACCCGAGUCGUCGACAUUUGCGUUAUUGCAUCCGGGCUAUCGUCCGAUUGUAGUAGAUCGCAUCACAAAAGAAAAUAAUACCAAUGACAACUCACCCACACUCAGUCGUUCGUUUUCAUUGGAUAGCAUCGCCCAAAAUAACGCUACUCUGCCCGCCAUCUCACAACAAGCCUCCAGCUUAUCGCUCAACGACGUGAAUGAGCUGAAAGAGAUGGACAAUCAAGGCAGCUCAGAUGUGCUUGAUGAGCACGAGUACAAGAAAUACGAAGAACCCGAAGCGGUUAUGGUGGAAGUGGAGGAUCACAUUGAGGAGACGGCAUCACCGCUGAUUACCGCGCACACCCUAGUGGAGCAGCAAACACCAAUCUAUAAGUAUGAAGAGUGCGCUUGCAGCGACUACUGCAAUACGCGACGAGUACAAAGCUACGAGUCGCACACCAAUUUGGCACCUCUGCUCUCCGUUCUGCAGCGAACUGAGGAGAUUUUCACUAAACUUAAACGCGCAUCGGUGGAUUUGUGCCAAAAUGUGGAGCUAGGUCAGUGCGAAACGAUGCUUACAUACAUACGCAACAUAUAUCCAUACUACUCGGAUAGUCUGAUGAAGCCGAACGUUCUGAAUGCCAUAUCGGAUGUGCAAAGCGAAUUGAGCCGAAUUAGCGAUUUGUGUGAAAAGUGCCCACUUGACGAGGCCUGUUGCCAGGAAAUCAUUGAGGAGCGCAAUAUUGAGUACAACGAGGAGCUGAAGGGCUUACAUGAAUCCCUGACUUUGCUUCGGAGAAGUAUUCAUGGCGGCUCUACACCGUACCCCCGUGACAUGGUGCCGGACAUAAAUAUAACCGCAGUCGAUGCACAAAACACUGCGGCUGAUAUUUCAAAGGAUCAGAUUUCAACCACACUAGAAGCAACGGAUGAGUGGAGCGCAUCGCACGCAGAAAACGAUGAGGCCGAGGCACCGAAGAUAUCGCAACGUACCCAAAAUGCCAACAGUAAUGGCGCGAACGGCGCCACUGGUAAAAAGAAGUUACGCCUUCGCAAAACGGGCUCUCGACAGAACAGCAAAACCGAAAGCGAUAGCAGUGAUGCGGACAACCACAGCGUUUUGGAGACGCCACGACGCGUAAAGCGCAAGAAUUUUCGCAUAAAGCAACGUUCCUUCGACGAAGACUAUGGUAGAGUCGAGGAGGCACCUGCCGAUGACAUCGUUUAUGUAUUGAAGGUGAAGCCUGGACAUCCAAUUGAACAAUGCGAAAGUGUGGUUAACAUGGCACGCUGCCUAUCCGAAACCAACAACUACCGACCGAUUAGUGGCAGUGAUAAGUGUCUGGCGGCAGCCACAACCAAACCGACACGACCACCACUCGAUGAUAUUGAUCCCAAAGAAAACUUAAUUUUUAACCAAAAUGAAAAUGUUUUUGUGAAAACCAAACGAAAAGUAUUUACAGCAGUCGCUGAGCCGAGUGCCAUCGGCGGCAUAGCGGUUAUCGAACAAGAAUUGGCGCAAUCGCCAACUGAGCUGGAAGCUCCCGACGCAACGGCGCUUACAGAUGCUGAAAGUACUAUGCCGGAAGCUACAGAUUUGGAUGACUCGGAAACGCCCACUGAAGUUGGUAGUCUAACGCCGAAAUGCUCAAAUUCGACAUGCAAGUCUUUGAGUCAGGGUGAUGUACGCGUUAUCGCGUGCGAGUACGAGGAUGAGCGUAAGUGUCAAAGCGCCGAGAAGCUCGCAACUCCCACUUUAAAGCUGGCGAGGGAUGCACGCCCGCCACUUGCGUCCGAUAGCUUUCGCGUUAUCAACAAAAGCUGCACCAGUCUAAUGCGUGAAUCAGCCAGUCCAGCGAAAAUAGGCAUGGCUAUGUCAAACACGGUGGAUAGUAGUCCCACAGAGGUGCGUAAAGAGCAUAUAUUCAAAAAGAAUACGGAAAAGUCACACUAUCACAUACCUUUCUCGAAAUCGCAAAGCGCCACAAUCAAAAAAAUCGAAACGAAAAUUGCAAAAACACAUUCAGGAGCCUCGAUUGGUGAAACUUCACCCCACAUACUUACACCCGACAAAUUCGACAACACAAAACCACGCAUUGCACGCAAACUGGAACGAAAAUCUCUCACUCCCACCAGCAUGCAAGCGCAGCAUUUCGAUUUUUCCGCACCACACAGCUCUGAGCCGACAACACCAACACCACAUCUAGUCGCGACGCAAGAAACGCCACGUACGCCGCUUUCAGAGCGCGCAUUGCGUAUACAGAAAGCGAAGGAAGAGUUUCUGCAAGGUAAUGGUGCUGCAGCGCAACCUGAUGUGAAACGACGCGAUGACAUCGUGCGCAGCGAAACAUGGGAGCAACAUCGGCGCAGCGACUACAGCAUCUCGUCGGCAGCGGGUGAUGAGGCCAAUUUGCCGAAAAGCUUCAGCGUUAGCACGUUUACAGGUGAUUCGUACACCGAAACACCUACACACUCGGACACCGGUACAGAUGCAGACAUUAGCCUCUACGACUCGCUGCCACGUUCAGUAAGCCGUUCGGGUAAAAUAACCAGCAAGCUGGGUUUCGCAACGCUUGCAUCGAAAUUCCGCCGAGGCAAGGGUAGCAAAAAAGGCAAAGAUGCUGCAAAGGAGUCAGAGGCGUCAAGAAGUAGUGGCCGAGCAUUGUCGGCAUUGUGUCGCCAAACACUGUUGACGGAUGUGAUUGCCGUUCCGCAACUUGCCGCGGAGAAUCUACACGAAAGUGUCCAGAAGUCACAGUCGUCGCCGCAAGCGGGCAGAGGUUUUGCUGGUAGUCAGAGCGCCACUGUUUUCGGCGGCGUGUUGGGUCAACGACCAAUGGAGCCUUUAAAUAAAUCGCAAAGUGAGCAAUAUGUCCGACGACAUAAAGAGAGCAUUGUCUAACUAGUCUAGUCACAGUGUAACAAAUGUGCCAUAAAAAUGUCCUUGAUUUAUUUAUUUUUUAACCGUUUAUACAUUUAAUUUUAUUUUUGUACGUAAACAACGAUUGUAUUGGGAUUAUUUGGAGAUUCUUAUUUGUGCUAUACAUAUUAACCGGCGUGCCCGACGGGUAGAACCGCAGAUGUGUAGGAAAGUUGUAAUAUAGAGAUUUUUAUAUGAAUGUACAUAUAUUUAUGUAUGUAUAUGUGUUACAAA